This is a messenger RNA of Thermothelomyces thermophilus ATCC 42464, 3394 nucleotides long. RefSeq lists its product as uncharacterized. The record is from RefSeq and is a predicted model, not a curated record. The transcript has a single exon. NCBI's taxonomy places the organism in Eukaryota, Fungi, Ascomycota, Sordariomycetes, Sordariales, Chaetomiaceae. Gene Ontology annotation, cellular component: U2-type post-mRNA release spliceosomal complex. Bases 105 to 3083 code for a protein of 992 amino acids. Gene Ontology annotation, biological process: spliceosomal complex disassembly. Gene Ontology annotation, molecular function: nucleic acid binding.
GGCAGCUUCCCUUCAAGGUGCCCGUCGCAAAUCAGCGUUUUUGUUCCGACCAAACCAACUCCUCACCAUCAGCCCGGGGCCACUCACGCACCGCCGACCCCGCCAUGGCGCGUCUCGAUGAGUUGCAAUUCGACCCCGCUCGCCUCAAAAAGGCGAGCGUUGAGGACUACUCGUCCUCCGAAUCCGACGGCGACGAGGAAGACGAGUACUUGAUGCCCUCGCGCAAUCCGCACGACAGCGAGUUCGCCGAUUUGAACCCGCGCAAGCGACGCCGCACCGGAGGCGACGCCAAGGAGCGCGCAGCACUGGGGAUAUUCGGAUCCGAAAGCGAGGACGAGGGCCCGGGAGGGAGAUGGAAGCACAAGCGUUUGCGGGACAAGGCCGUCAGCUUCGUCUCAUCGGCGAAGGCUGAUGAAGACUAUGACGUUGAGCUCGAUGAUGACGAUGACGAUAAUGAUGAUGAUGAUGAGGAGGAGGAGGACGAGGCAAAUGACCAAAAGGUGGACGACGAAUACGACGACGCCAAUCCGGGCGCCGUACCAGCUUCCGCAGCAGCGGGUGAAGAGGAUGAGGACGAGGACGAGGACGAAGCGAUGGCAGGCGUGGGCUUGGGGUUCAAGGGUCCCUCUGCCGCCGCCGCCGCCGCAGGACAAGGCUUGGGAUGGACCCCCCCAACACAGCAGGCAAUGUUCAACAAGCGGCCGACUGCACCUCCAAAGCCGUUCGUCAAAUCCAAGGUCGAUAGCGCCAACCCCCUUGGCAAUGGGUUUACGCCAACGUCAGCGCGGGGGCCCACGCUUCUCGUCAAAGACGAAGAACCGGCCACGCCUCGCCCCGUGUUGCCGAGCGCCUUUAGCAAGACAAAAGGGGGAAAGACGAAGAUCAAUGCCAACUCCUUUGGCGCACGCAUGCUGGCCAAGAUGGGAUACGUGGAGGGCCAGGGUCUCGGAAAAGAGGGCCAAGGGCGGAACGUCAUCAUCGAAGCCAAUCUCCGGCCUCAGAAGGUCGGUUUGGGUGCGGUCAAGGAGAAGACCGAACAGGAAAGGCAGGAGGAGAAGCGACAGGCCCGUCUCCGUGGAGAGGAGGUGAUAGACUCGGAAGAAGAGGAGAAGAAGAAGGCCGCCCGGAAGAAGAAGGCUGUGGCAGGUGGGAUUGGCAGCAGACCGGGAAGCGGUACCAGCACCCCGAAGCGCCCAAAGCCAAAAUACAUGACCCUGGACGAGAUCAAGAAGGCCGCUCCGGGCCUCAAAAUACCAGAGGCCUUCACGCCGAUCCUCGACAUGACCGGACCCGGGAAGAAGUUGCUCACCUCUUCGUCUGGGUUGAUGACUCCGACGGGCGGUGCCGCUCCCGCCGAGUCCGUCGAGGCCGCAGAGAACCGAAAACUCGUCAGGCGUGCUCAGAACGACUUCCUGGCAAUCGUGGAGGAGUGGCAGGGUCUGCAGGAACGGAAAGCCUACCUCGACUUGCAGCUAAAGCAAGAGCAGCAGGAGCUAGAAGAGCUCUCGGCGAGCUUGCAGGGCAACAGAUCCGUCACAGCAGCAUCCGAGGCGGCCUCCAGACCGGCCGAGAGCGGCGAGGCGGAACCCAAAGCCGAUAUCUGUCACCGAUUGAGCCAGGUCAUCGCCGGUCUGGCGGAAGCGAGCAACUCCCUUUCCGACUCUAUACUUCCUCAGAUCAAAUCGGAACUCAGCUCGCUUGCCGUUGCAGCAAUCCACCCCCUCUUCAACCAAUACCGCCAGCUAUGGGACCCUCUGGAGGAGCCAAAACCCCCCUUUGUCGACGGCCUCAACUCCAUCCGCGGCUUGUUGGGCCUCGACAACGAGACCAAGAAGACGUACCGCAAACCCACCGCCACUCCCUACGAGACCAUGAUGUACGAGCAGUGGCUCCGCACCCUCUCGGCCACCGUGCGCGAGUGGAACGUCCGCGACCCGGACCAGCUCACCGCGGUCCUUGACGCCUGGUCUCCCCUGCUUCCGCCUUUCGUGCGCGCCCAGCUCUUGCGGGAUAUCAUCCGCAAGCUCGAAGACGCGCUGCAGAAGUGGCAGCCCAAGAAGCACACCAACAACCUCCCCCACCGCUGGAUCUUCCCCUGGCUGCCCUAUCUCCCGCCCUCCCACCUCGAUCCGAGGAGCUCCACCGGCCUGGUCGCCGACGUGCGCCGCAAGUUCCGCCAGCUGAUCGACUCGUGGGACUUCCGGCGCGGCGUGAUCCCGGGCCUAAAGCAGUGGAAGGACGUGCUCCGCCCGGCCGACGCCGGCGGGCGCGACUCCACGGCCACGCCGUCAGCAUCAUCAACAACAACAACAAAGGACAUGUGGCGGCCGCUCGUCAUGAACCACCUGCUGCCGGGCAUGGCGCGGUCCCUGCGCACGCACUUCCGCGUCGAGCCCCAGGACCAGGCGCCCUACAUGGAGGUGCUCGACCGGAUCCUCGAGUGGUCGCCGGACGUGGUGCGGCCGAGCAUGCUGGGCGAGGUGCUGGUGGCCGAGGUGUUCCCGGCCUGGCACGCCGCGCUGUACCAGUGGCUGCUGCUCGAGGAGGCCGACUACAACGAGAUCGGCGCCUGGUUCCAGUGGUGGCAGGACGAGGUCUUCCCGGACGACAUCAAGGCCCUCCCCUCCAUCGUGGCCGAGUUCGAGAAGGGCUCGGCCAUGAUCGAGCGGGCCCUCGACCUCGGCGACCGCGUCCGCGCCGACCUGCGCCCGCCCGAGAAGGGCCCCGCCCUCAAGACGACGCGGAGGGAUAGGGACUCCGGCGGGAGGGCGGAGCCCGCGCCGGAGCAGCAGCAGCAGCAGCAGCAGCCGGCGGUGUUGGGCCGCAAGCCCGAGGAGAUCAGCUUCAGGGACGUUAUGGAGGCCUGGUGUCAGGAGCAUGAUCUGCAGUUCAUGCCGGACCGGAGCCAGCUGCAUGCCGAGGGCCCCAUGUACAGGAUCACCGGGCCGGAGGGGAAGAAGGGCGCCCUGGUUUACUUCAAGGGUAACAGCUUGUUUGCCCUGGCCAAGGACCAGAAGAACCCGCUCGAGAUUCGGAGGGACAAUGAGGAGGACUGGUGGACGGUCUUGUCGUUGGUGUCUUAAUAGUUUGUGCAUGACCUUGCAGGCGGAACAGGUGAUGGGAGAAAGAAAUACAAUGGUCAUAAUAAAUAGUCCUUUGCGAACAAGGGUAUUGUCGGUUAUGACGAUAUUAAUCCGAACUUUCCAGCCCCAAAUGGCGGCGAUUGCUUUGGCAAUGGAUAGGAUCCAACAUUGGUACUGGUCCUUGCUCUCCACACGCUGUUGUCGGCUUAAUUACUCCUCGCCCUAAGCUCCCCUCCCCCCUGCCUUCUAUGUACAUGUUCCUCCUCUGAUUCGCCAACCGCUUUGCAGACACUCUAGACAGUAAGAUGUUU